Messenger RNA from Penicillium oxalicum, 324 nucleotides. RefSeq lists its product as uncharacterized. Bases 1 to 324 code for a protein of 107 amino acids. The record is from RefSeq and is a predicted model, not a curated record. NCBI's taxonomy places the organism in Eukaryota, Fungi, Ascomycota, Eurotiomycetes, Eurotiales, Aspergillaceae. The transcript is spliced from 2 exons.
AUGCCUUCCCCGAGAUCCAACGAAACACCGUCAGCGGGCCGCACAGAGGAAGCGACAGAGAGUGGUAAUCGCCCGCCAAGCACGCCUGAUCAAGCGAGUGAUGGCAACCAAGCGUCCGCCGAGAUGUUGAAUUCCUACCGGUCCAACACCGACAGACUGUUGGAGUUUCUCUCUCGCAGCAAUGACGAGUCACUUGACCGCCUCUUCGCGCUUGUUCGCGCGGGCGCUUCGCACGAGGCCGUCUUUGACGCCGUCGACCGGUUGUCCCCAAAUGAGCGUCCCCACGGGCAACGAAGAAAUCAACCAAACGGCACAAAUCAUUAG